CCGAGUCCCCCGAGCAUGGAGCUGGGGGACUCCGCUUGCCCUAAACAUGAGAGUCGAGACCUCCCAUAUGCUAAGCGUAGAUUGAUUCAGGACGGAUGAACUUCAACUUGCGCCGAGUCUUGCAAAAUUUUCGCAGGCAACGCAGUACUCAUUUGUUUUUUUCUUCGCCUCUAUCAAUCUCCUUUCGCCGCCUGUGCACUGUAGCGAACAAGCACGUUACUGUUGAUCCAACUGAAAUACAAAAAUUAUUCCGGUAUACAACAGAUCGUUGGUUAUACAACGAGCGGGAGCAGAACAGUUGUCGAUAUGUCAAGUUCGAUGUCGAUAGCCUUCUCGACAUUGCCUGUAAGGCAGUAGGCGCACGGAGUUGCACUGCAGUAGCAAAAUUGAGUGAAGGAUCUUAUAACAAGGCGUUUUUGCUCACUUUCGAUAAUGAGACCCAGGUCAUCGCGCGCAUACCAUGUCCUAUAGCUGGACCUUCCUAUCUUACGACCGCCAGCGAGGUGGCAACCCUCGAAUUUGCUCGCGAGGUUCUCCAGCUACCUGUCCCGCGCAUCCUGACAUGGAGUGGUGCUGAGAAAGGAUCGACGAACUGCGUUGGCGUCGACUACAUAAUAAUGGAGGCCGUCCCUGGCGUGCCCCUCGGCAUGCGCUGGAACCAAGUCGCUGGGCGCGAACAAGUGUCGCCAUUGGUGGAUGGCCUAUUGGAUUUUGAGAGUCGAAUGGAGUCUGUUCGUUUCUCACAGUAUGGCAGCCUCUAUUUCAAAGAAGACGUUGCACCUCAGUUGCAGACACAUUCGCUCUUUGCAGGUGAGGUAGACGACUCAAUGAAAUAUUUUGCCGAAAAGUACCGUAUUGGUCCGUUGAUUGACCAUCACUGGUGGCGGGGAGUGAGAUCACGUAUGGCGUUCGAUUGGGGGCCCUGGCCAGAUGCAACUUCUUACUACCUGGCUGCUGCAAAAAACGAACAGAAACUUCUCGCUCAACACACCCCUCUCCCUCAUUCGCAGACGCCCAGUUUUCGCAGGACCCCGAUACACCCUCGUGAAACACACCUUCGAUUGUUGGACAUGUACAUCCGUGCGAUCCCCUUUGUGAUCCCGCAAGACUCGGAGCUUAGCGCCCCGACCUUAUGGCACCCUGACCUAAGCCUUGGUAAUAUCUUAAUCUCCGAAUCGCACAUACCUUCUAUCCAAGGUGUUAUUGACUGGCAGCACGCUGCUGUUUUACCCUACUUUCAACAAGUGGCCUUGCCACCCGCCAUCACAUAUGAGGGCCAUCAGUUCAAUCCCCAUUUGCACCCACUUGCCCUCGCUUCUUCACGUGAACCCCCGGAUACACUUGAUUCAGCAAAAAAGGAGGAGUUCCGCUUGCAUCACCGGCUAGCGACACGACACAACUUGUAUCAGGCUGAAAUUCGACUCGGCCAUAAGCGCAGGCACGCCGCAUCUUCCCUACCACAUAUAGAACAGUUGAUUAUGCUGCCGGCGUACGUCGUACGUGCGUGCUCAGAUGGCAUCCUCGAUUUACGCCAGUGUUUGCUCUUUCUGCGCGACAAUUGGAUCAAAGUUGCUCCCGCUGGUGUGCCUUGCCCGAUUGAGUUCUCCCAGGAUGAAAUUGUAGAGCAUGAGCGGCAAUGGCGUGCCUUCCAAUUUUACCAAGCAGCCAUAGAACUUUUUAAUACAAAGCUUGGCUGUGAAGGAGAUGGCAAGGUAUCCCACGAGAGCUAUGCGGCCGUGAAAGAGAGACUUGAAGGCCUGAAGGAGUCUUGGAGUGAGGAAUUUACAGGUAGUCCCUUCCCGUACCAGAAUGGAGAAUACUCCUAUUUUUUGUCAUAGUAUCCGACGUCGGGCCAGCAAGGUCCAGCAACUUACAUUCUUACAUCCACAACCCAUCUCAUUAUUCUUUGUCUUCCUAAUACACAACCGUGUAAACCACAUACUGGUUCAGU
Molecule: messenger RNA, 1951 nt
Organism: Suillus subalutaceus
Lineage: Eukaryota; Fungi; Basidiomycota; Agaricomycetes; Boletales; Suillaceae
Product: kinase-like domain-containing protein
Exons: 4
Coding region: 96-1838 (580 amino acids)
Cellular component (GO): mitochondrion
Source: RefSeq, a predicted model, not a curated record